AUGUCUUUAUGCUUCCGGAAUUUCAUCCCAUAUGCCAUACCUGGAGUGCUGGCACUUCUUGGCUGCUGGUGGAUCUAUUCCCAUAGAAAAAAGCAUGGAACCUAUCGAGAUGAACAAGCAGUAGCCACUGAAGAGCAGCAGGAAGAAGUGACAGAGCAGGAUUCAGCACCCAGAACAGAACCAUGUGUUCCUCAAAGACCGUUUUCCUUGCUGGAAGAGGAAUGCACAGAGAACAAAACCUCGACCUCCCUGCUGUCAGCAGGGUUGACGGUGCCCUCUCUUAUGUGUCAAAGUGAUGAGAGGCUGGGUCUCUCACCAGACCUGCCAGUAACAAAAAUUCAGCCCAGCACCCUUGAGGACGACAGUGAAAAACUAGAAGAAACAGGAUCUCAAGACGAAAGCAGCGUCCCUGCUUGUGUUUCUCUCCCUUUGGAGUCUGCCUGUUCGGAGCAGUCAGGGGAAGAAGACGUGCCCAGGUCAGUUGCCAGUACUGUACCUGUGUGUCAGGAGGAGGAGGACACGCAGCCAAAAGGAGAUGAAUUGGGAGGAGAGAAGACUAGAGGAGUGAGUUUGUGCAAGGAAGACAUUGAGAAAAUUGAGCAAGUGACAAUACAGAUUGUUUCCAAGGUCAUUUUGGCAGCAACUGAGGAAGUGCUGUCAGGUGCUGCAAGUGAUGGGUCCACUCCGCUCUGCCAGGCUGCCGCCAGCCAAGUUGAGACACCUCUGGAGAUGGCAAGUGCUGUUUCCACUGAUCAGACACUUGGAGAUGAAGCUCCAGUAGCUGGUAAGAAUGCUGCUGGAAGGAGUGAUGCUGCGGUACUGACAUCCCCACAGGCAGAGGAGCAGCAUCAGAAUGUGACAUGUUCAAGCUGUUUAACACAAAGCCCCGUUCAGGGAGCCACAACAGACUGUCGGAUGAAGACCCCUGUGUGCAGCGAGUCCCAAGGAGGUGGUUGGACUCCUGUGGAAAACCACAGAGGGUCUCUGGAAAAGUCACCUUUGGUUAGGGAGGGCUCUGGGUGCAGCACAUCCACACCGGAAGGUGGGACAUGUGUGGAGGGCCCGUUGCAGAACACAAGGCUGGCUGUUGCAUCAGGCCAGUGUUCAGAGUCACUGAGCGUACCUGCAGGCCGAGCCACGUGUGCUGAGCAGAGCUCCGGCCCAAGUGAAACUCAUCCUGCUCUGAAGCUGCCUGAAGACAACAAAGUGCCAUACAGCAAUGGGGUACUGAGGGAGAAUGGUCCAGACCUGUGCAGUGAGUGUAGCAGUGCACCAGGGGUAGAUGGAGAUGGCCCACAAGGGCUGGAUGAACAUGGUAUGGAUUUUGUGGACAGUGGCUGUGCCAUGAAGAAGACAGUGACUCAGCAGAACGCUAAACUAGGGAGAGAAACCAGCAAGUGUGACCACAUCAUCUGGGAAAUAGAGGUCCCGAAGGAAUUAGUUGGCCGCUUGAUCGGCAAACAAGGAAAAUUUAUGAGCUUCCUGAGGCAGCAAUCUGGUGCCAAAAUCUAUGUCUCGACACAGCCUUAUUUCCGUGACUCCCAGGUCUGUCACAUCGAAGGUUUCCCACAUCAAGUAGAAAAAGUACUGAGCCUGAUUGGCACGAAGUUCAAGGAGCUGUGUCUCGCCAACAUCCACGGUCUACCUCCACCAGCACCACUGACACUUCAUUCCCUCCUUAUGACUGCCUGGCUCUUCCUCCCGGAUGGAGUCACUGUUGAGGUGGUUGUGGCUCAUCAAGUCGAUGCAGGGCACAUGUUCCUGCAGCAACACACACACCCCACUUUCCAUGUCCUGCGGAGCCUUGACCAGCAGAUGUACGUCUGCUACUCUCAACCUGAAAUUCCAACCCUGCCUACUCCAGUAGAAGUUGGUAUUAUCUGUGCAGCUCCAGGCCUGGAUGGGGCAUGGCUACGGGCUCAAGUUAUCAGCUACUUUGAAGAGACCAGUGAAGUGGAACUGAGAUACGUGGAUUAUGGAGGAUAUGACAAAGUGAAGGUCGACACACUCAGACAAAUCAGGUCUGACUUUUUAUCGCUGCCUUUCCAAGGAGCAGAAGUUUUACUGGACAACGUGGUGCCGCUUCCAGAUGAGGAUCACUUCUCCCCUGAAGCUGAUGCAGCUGUUGAUGAGAUGACCAGAGGUGCAGUCCUUGUGGCGCAGGUCACAAAUUAUGACAGUGCAACAGGACUGCCACUGAUACAGCUGUGGAACUUGAUGGGCGAUGAGGUGGUGUCCAUAAACAGAACUCUGGUGGAAAGAGGGCUUGCUCGGUGGCUUGACUACUAG
Molecule: messenger RNA, 2289 nt
Organism: Nestor notabilis (Kea)
Lineage: Eukaryota; Metazoa; Chordata; Aves; Psittaciformes; Psittacidae
Gene: AKAP1
Product: A kinase (PRKA) anchor protein 1
Exons: 11
Coding region: 1-2289 (762 amino acids)
Molecular function (GO): RNA binding
Source: RefSeq, a predicted model, not a curated record